AUGAGGUUUCUGGCAGUGAAUCAGUCUGCUAGUGGAGACCGACUGCUAGUGGAGGAACUGCAGCAGAAGGUGCAACAAGGGAGUCCAAGCAGAGGAAUUGCCUUUUCAGCAGGAAUCACAGCACCCUGCACUCUGAGUGCAGACACAAGCUCAUGCAAGAAAACUCGCAACCCAGAAUGCUUUAUGAAUGUUAGUGAAAUUAUCAGGUAUCAUGGAUACCCCAGCGAGGAAUAUGAAGUUACAACAGAGGAUGGAUACAUUCUUGGUGUUUUCAGAAUUCCCUCUGGAAGGAAUAGCCAAAAUACAGGUAUGACAGUUGUGGGAUGUAAGGAAGGGAAAAAGCCUGCCAUCUUGCUACACCAUGGUGUUCUAGCAGAUUCUAUUCACUGGAUUUCUAACGAGCCUGUGAACAGCCUAGGCUUCAUUCUUGCAGACGCUGGCUAUGAUGUCUGGAUGGGAAACAGCCGAGGAGACACCUGGUCUUUAAAACACAAGACCCUUAAGCCCUGCCAGAAAGAGUUCUGGCAGUACAGCUUCGAUGAGAUAGGAAAAUAUGAUAUUCCAGCAGAGCUGUACUUCAUCAUGAAUAAAACUGGACAGAAGGAUGUCUAUUAUGUUGGUCACUCUGAAGGCUCAACCGCAGGCUUCAUAGCAUUUUCUACUUAUCCUGAGUUGUCUCAGAAGAUUAAAGUAUUCUUUGCUUUGGGACCAGUAGCCACAAUCACACAUGCUACCAGUCCUAUGGUAGCAUUUGCACGUCUUCCCCCAUCAUUGACCAGGUUGUUUCUUGGCUGCAACGGAGCUUUUCACCAGAAUGAACUGACAAAAGGACCUCUAACAUGCUUCUGCGGAUCUCUGGGUAAAGUUUGUGGCAGUAUCUUGUGUCUCUUAACUGGGGGCAGGAUACAAAAUCUGAACACGAGUCGAACAGAUAUAUUUAUAGGACAUUACCCGGCUGGAACAUCAGUACAGAACAUUAUUCAUUGGCAUCAGCUAAUACGUGCAGACCAAUUUCAAGCUUACGACUAUGGCUCUAAGGAAAACAUGAAGAAAUACAACCAGACUGCUCCUCCUGCGUACAAGAUAGAGAAGAUAACUAUACCAACUGCUGUUUGGAGCGGAGGGGAGGACACACUUGCAGAUCCAAAAGACAUGGCAAGGCUACUCCCUCGGAUUACUAAUCUCAUUUACCAUGAGCAUUUUCCUGCAUGGGGACAUCUUGAUUUCCUCUGGGGCCUUGAUGCAGCUGAGAAAAUGUAUAUGAAAAUCAUUGAACUACUAAAAAAACACCCUUAA
This is a messenger RNA of Empidonax traillii (willow flycatcher), 1296 nucleotides long. Its product is annotated as lysosomal acid lipase/cholesteryl ester hydrolase-like. NCBI's taxonomy places the organism in Eukaryota, Metazoa, Chordata, Aves, Passeriformes, Tyrannidae. The record is from RefSeq and is a predicted model, not a curated record. The transcript is spliced from 11 exons. Bases 1 to 1296 code for a protein of 431 amino acids. Gene Ontology annotation, biological process: lipid metabolic process. Gene Ontology annotation, molecular function: hydrolase activity, acting on ester bonds.